AUGGAGAUAGAGAAAAGGACUCAGGGAGAGAUAGAGCCUAGGGUUGACAGAGAGCCACAGCAAGAAAUACAGAGUCACAGAGACACGGAGAGACAGAGAGAGAAAUACAGCCCCAGAGAGACAGACAUUGAAGUCUGCUCUCAGAGUCCCAGCGAGACGGAGAAACACACACACACAGCCAGCCAGAGCCAGAAGAAUCAGAAUUACAAGGGCCAUGGAUUGCCAAAAGGAAAAGAACGAGAGCAGAGAGCCUCAAUCCGGUUCAAGACCACUCUUAUGAAUACUCUCAUGGACGUCCUUCGCCACAGGCCAGGAUGGGUGGAAGUAAAGGAUGAAGGGGAGUGGGAUUUCUACUGGUGUGAUGUCAGCUGGCUUCGGGAGAACUUUGACCAUACCUACAUGGGCGAGCACGUGCGGAUCAGUCACUUCCGGAACCACUACGAGCUCACCCGCAAGAACUACAUGGUGAAGAACCUGAAGCGGUUCCGGAAACAACUGGAGCGUGAGGCAGGAAAGCUGGAGGCAGCCAAGUGCGACUUCUUCCCCAAAACCUUUGAGAUGCCCUGCGAGUAUCACCUGUUUGUGGAGGAGUUUCGCAAAAACCCAGGCAUCACCUGGAUCAUGAAGCCUGUAGCCCGGUCACAGGGGAAGGGCAUCUUCCUCUUCCGGAGGCUGAAGGACAUCAUGGACUGGAAGAAGGGCACCGCUGGGAAGAAGCUCACCAGCCUGGAGGCCCAGCCGGCCCGAAACACUGUCAACCCCUCUGGCAGCCAUGACACAAGAAGUUCUGAAGACCAGAAAGAUGAAAUUCCUGUGGAGAACUAUGUAGCUCAGCGUUACAUCGAAAAUCCCUACUUGAUAGGAGGCCGCAAGUUUGACCUGCGUGUCUACGUGCUGGUGAUGUCGUACAUCCCACUGCGGGCCUGGCUGUACCGGGAUGGCUUCGCCCGAUUCUCCAACACCCGCUUCACACUGAACAGCAUUGAUGACCAGUACGUUCACCUCACCAAUGUCGCUGUGCAAAAGACGUCUCCCGACUACCACCCGAAGAAGGGCUGCAAGUGGAUGCUGCAACGCUUCCGGCAGUACCUGGCGUCCAAGCACGGGCCUGAGGCAGUAGAGACGCUUUUCAGCGACAUGGACAACAUCUUCAUCAGAAGCCUGCAGAGCGUGCAGAAGGUGAUUAUCAGCGACAAGCACUGCUUUGAGCUGUAUGGCUAUGACAUCCUCAUAGAUCAGGACCUCAAGCCGUGGCUCCUGGAGGUCAAUGCGUCCCCGUCACUGACAGCCAGCAGCCAGGAGGACUAUGAGCUCAAGACCUGCCUCCUGGAAGACACCCUGCACAUUGUGGACAUGGAGGCCAGGCUCACAGGAAGGGAGAAGCGAGUAGGAGGCUUUGACCUCAUGUGGAACGAUGGCCCUGUCAGCAGAGAAGAGGGGGGUCCUGACCUAUCGGGGAUGGGGAACUUUGUGGCCAACACACAUCUCGGCUGCAUCAAUGAUCGGAAGAAACAGCUGAGGCAGCUGUUCCGCUCCCUUCAAGGACAGAAGAAAACUCCCAACUAA
Molecule: messenger RNA, 1566 nt
Organism: Budorcas taxicolor (takin)
Lineage: Eukaryota; Metazoa; Chordata; Mammalia; Artiodactyla; Bovidae
Gene: TTLL9
Product: tubulin tyrosine ligase like 9
Exons: 15
Coding region: 1-1566 (521 amino acids)
Biological process (GO): microtubule cytoskeleton organization; protein polyglutamylation
Cellular component (GO): cilium
Molecular function (GO): tubulin binding; ATP binding; tubulin-glutamic acid ligase activity
Source: RefSeq, a predicted model, not a curated record